GCCCACUGCUCCUGGGGGUUUGGGGUCCCAGUUUUAAAGCCCCGUCAUUUCAAGCGGACCGAUCUUCCACGUUCGCUGAAGAGGCUCUCUGGGAAGGUUGUGGACCCGCGUGGCAGUGUGGAUUUUGAGUGGUCAAGGUCUUAGUGUUUCUCCGUUUUUGUUUUUUUGUUUUUUUUUUUUAAUAAGAAAACAAACCCUGCCUUUGCCCACGCACGCCUGCCCACAGUGGCCUAUGCAGUUGCCAAAGAUCAGCCUUGUCGCCGUGGGCGCCAGGCCCCUGCCUGCUCAGUGCACAACCUGCGUGGGCCUCCAGUGGCCCCUCCUAGGACUGGGAACCGCCACAGGUCCGGGUGGGAGGAUGUGCGAUUUGUGUUGGGGGCUGGUUCUGUCCAUGCUGGGGUUGGAGGAGCCCCCAGGACAGGAAGGCCUUGUUUCUCAUGUCAUGCAGCGACGUUGUCAUUAAACACGUGGAUUCACCCGUGGCUGGGGCUGGCUGGCUGAGGGUCCCCGGCUAGGACGGGGUCAUAGUCCUGCCCUGGAGCCCAUAUCUGGUCCUGGAGCUGCAGAAGCAGCUUCUGAGGGGCUUCCCAGGCCGGCGUUUGACAGAUGGGGAACUCAGACCUCGAAUCCCGCAAGACACCCCUCCUGGGCCCAUAUACCAGGGCACCGGCCACAGUCCUGUGGGGCCAAGGACUGGACCCCAGCGAGUCCCUGGGCCCCAGCCAGAUGGCCCUGUUUUGGGGAGGAGGUGCUUGCCUGACUCCAUCGGUUGACGCCAGGGAGGGAGGCUGGAGGCACUGCUGGGCUGAGGUCACCGCAGGGCUGGCGGGGGCCAGGAGGGACAGAGCAAGUGGGGUGUAAAGGCUGUGGUGGUGGGAGGGGCCCAUGGAGAUGAGGCAGGGCUUGUGUAGAAUGGGGGCUUUGGUUCCCCACAGACCAGGACAGCCGAGAGGGGCUGGAGGGUCCCCAGGGGAGCAGAUGUCAGGCCUGGGGAUCACGUGGGUCACACAGCAGUGCUGGGGCAGUCAUCUCUGCUGCUGUCUUCACUUGACAGGCAGAGCAAGGCCAGUGGGACCAUCGCUGCCAGGGCCAACCCUGGAAAUGGCUGGAAGAUGCCUGGAUGGAGGGAGAGGCUGACCGAGGUCCCCAUGGGGUGGGCUGCAGCUUUUCUGUCGAUCCUAGAACGUAACUGUUGCAUUGUGAGGGAAAGAAAAUUGAGAAGAAAAAAUCAGGGGCUGAAGGUCCUGCAGUGAGACAGAUGCAGGAGGCAUGAACCUGGCCCAGGGGGUGCUGGCACCUUGCUAGGGCUGGGAGGCGGCUGAGGGAGGCAAGCGGCCUGGGGGCGGCAAGCGGCCUGGGGGCCAGGGGCUGCAGGCCGUCCGCAGGUGGUUUUGAGGCUUUUGCAUGGUGCCUGAGAAGAGGCAGGUCCCAUCCUGGGCACUGGAGAUGAGGGAACACCUGUGUGGAACUGGCAUGGUGGGCAGCCUGGAGACAGGAGCUCAUGAGGACACAGGGCGGCAGCGCCACCAGGACGGGGAGGGCCCCGGAAAAGGGUGGCCUUGGAUCAGGGGCUCACCACAAGCCUAGCAUUUCAGCCAGGGCUGGAGAAGGCAGGGACGCCUGGGUGCCAGGCAGAGGGCAUAGCCAUGUAAAGGCCCCAGAGCAGGGCGGCACCCGGUGUAUGCGAGGGGCAGAGUGAGGAGGGCAGGGCAUGCAGUGUCUGGUAGGCCUCAGGGAAGACUUGGGUGCUCACCCCAAGCGAGUGGGGACCCUGGGCGUGUGCCCUGGGAAAGGCAGGGUCGUCUCUGUGGGGACCUGACUGACACAGGGGCAGGGGAAGCCGAGACCAGGGUGCGGGCUCUGCCCCCACCCAGGCCGGAUUCGACCCAAGACGGGGCCCUCUGGCUGAGGAAAGGCAGGGCAGGAGGGUUCUGGAUGUCUCCUGGUUUUUGUUGUAUGGUUUUAAUUGUGGUAAAAUACACAUAAAUCCACCAUCUUACAGUUCUGUGGCUGUGCAGCCAUCGCCUCUGAUUCCAGAACAUUCUCAUUACCCAAAAGGCAGCCCCAUCCCCAUCACAUCACCUAGUCAGUCACUCCCGGGUCCCCCUCCCCAGUCCUGGCACCCACGAAUCCUCUCUGUGCCUCUGUGGUUCAGCCUGUCCUGGACAUUUCAUAGAAGUGGGAUCACAGUGUGGCCUUCUGUGUCGUGUCUGGUUGAGCAUGACGCCCUCAAGGUGCAUCUGCGCUGGGGCCCGGGUCAGAGUCUCGCUCCUCCUGUGGCUGAGACUCAUUCUGGCGCGUAGGUGGCUGCACACUGCUGAUUCCCUCACCCUCAGUGGGUGUUUGCGUGGUCUCUGCCAUGGCUGUCGUGAAUUGUGCUGUGUGAGGCACCGCGUGCCCUUCUCAUCCUGAGUGUAUUUUCCAAAGGAACUGUGUGCGAGUGGCUGAUGAGGGGUUGGGGCGCCAGGUGCCUGUGUGGGCAUUGCCUCCUGGAUGCGAGGUGCACGGGGAGACAGAAGCCCCUCGAGGGGGUGUGGAGAUGGGGAGGCUAGGCCCCCAGUCGGCGGUGGCGGGGGGCGCACAGAGCUGGGGGCUCAUGGCCACAGACCCCACCUGGCAGCGGCCCUGGCCUGGCCCGCCCACACUGCAUCACCCUCAGUUGUCAGACACUGCGAACAACUCUCCAGGCCUCCCCUUCCUUGGGGCCGCCUCACCCUGCAGUUGGGAGGAAGGAGCGGUCAGUGCAAUUGCCGUGACACUGGGCGGCCUUUAUGCUGUCAGCGGUGACCUCAGAGGCCUUCCUAGUAGAAGCCCUGGGGACUCAGGCAGACAGGCAGACAUGCAGACCCUGAGGCGAGAGGCUGCCAGGCCCUAUGUCCCCACGGGGACCCUCGAGACCAGCUUCCCAGCACCUCUCUACAGUGAUGACUACCUGUCCCUGGAGGGGCCACGCUGGGCACCGGCCAUCAAGCAGGCCACACGCUGGAAGUACACGCCCAUGGGACACGACGCAGCCGGCCAACUGUGGUACACGGGCUUGACCAACUCAGACUCCCGGGAAGCCUGGUACAACCUGCCCUCGGCCCCGGACCGCCCCUUCCGUGAGGCCUACAACCACUGGCACGGCUGCCACCGACACCGCGAGUGCCGCCUGCCCUCGGCCUACGCCCAGCACCUGCGGGAGACCACCUGGCAUGACCCGAUCGUCCCCGCCCAGUACCUGGACCCCAGCACCCGGUGGGGGAGCAUGCUGUGGAAGGAAAGGCCAAUCCGGGGCAAGGACUACGUGGUCAACAGGAAUCGGUACGGGGUGGAGCCUUUGUGGAGGGCAUCGGACUACGUGCCCUUCCUGUCAGCACCCCAGCGCCCACCCCACACCACCCAGAACUACUUGCAGUGGGGCCUGGAGCCAUACUGCCCCUCCACCGGCCAGCGGCUCCCACCCGGCCCCACGCCUGCUCCCCGAUAAACACACGCUUCCACGCCACACCUGCAGUCUUUCUGCACCCAAAGAGGGUGGCUACCCACAACUGGGGCACAGCCGAGAUGCACAGGCCACCCCUGCCCGGCAGACAGGAGCCAGGCUGCCGUCGUGUCUUUAUUUGCUGCCAGCAGAGCCCACCAAGCCCACCGGGCAGCCCUGCUGCCCACCACCCUGUGGCUGGGGCUCCUGCAGGCUCCAGCCAUCCCCAGGCCAGAGGUGAGGGGGUGAACUGUGCUGGGGUUAGGGUUCCCACAGACGCCUCUGGGGUUCCUACUUCCUGCCGAGAGGGGCACCCCAAAUCCUCCGGAGGACUGAGAUGGACUAGAGUUGAGGAUGGGCACCCUAAAAGUCCAGGGGUCCUUGUAAAGCUCUGGAUUCAGAAGGCCCUGGUAGGCAUUCCCGCUGCCUUCACCUUCACCGUGACUCCCAAGCCCAGGAGCCGGUGCGGGGUGGGGGGCUUUGCCCGUAGGUGCUGGGGGCAUCCUGUGUCCCCACAUUUCCCUUGCACAGGUGCAGGAGGCUGUCAGCACUCAGGGCUGGGCUUCUGGGUCCCCUGCCAGGGAGAAGUGGAAAUGGCAUUAGAGAAGGUGGGGUGGGCCCCACGCUUGCCCCUGGUGUGGUCAGCAUCUGGGGAGGGAGGGGUGGGCCAGGACUCACAGCGUCGCAAGCGGAUGGGCCACAGCAGGAGGCUGCAGAGACACAGGGCCGCAGCCACACCCACGCCGCCCGUCACAGCCACCAUCACCCAGUGGUAGAAGCUCACGCAGGCUCUGCAGCAGAGCUCCGAGCUGUGGGAAGAGGCAGGGGCCUAGUGGGCACCACAGGGAUGACCCCACCCUACCUGGACCUGUUCCUCCUGUCCAAGCUGAGAGCUGAGGGUCAGCCCCCCUCCUUCCCCACACCCAGCAGGAUGGCCAGUCCUCCACCCCGCAUCCACUUCUCUCCCUCCCCGUCUCCAUAUGGUCCAGGCCCAGUGGGGCCCACCUGCACCCACCCCGUCCCCUCACCCCCACCAGCGGGCACCUGUGAGUGCCUGUCCCUCUGCCCACAGCCCACCCUCCUCGGGUCAAAGCCCCAGCCCUUCCCAUGGCCCUGCCCCCUCCCCCUCUUCCCUGUGCUCCAGCCACACCAGUCUCCUGGUCCCCGCUCCUCCAACACACCAUGUGUGGCCCCACCCCAGGGCUUUGCUACUGCCUGCCCCUCCCCAUUGACCUGGAAUAGUCUGACUUCCCGCAAGUGUCAGGUCCACACCACCUCCUCCAGAAAGCCCUCCCUGGCAUCCUGUCCUGGCUGCCCAGGCCUCUCCAGGGAAAAGGCGUUCACCUCUGUGACCAUUAACAUAGCUGGCCCUGCCCCAGCCCUGUGAGGUCAGGGCCCAGACAGGCUUUGGUUCCCAGGUCCAGGCCUCUCCAGGCAUGAAUGCUGGGAGGCUGUGUCUACACCCAUCCGUGCCUGAACCCUCUUCCUCAACAAGCGAGCGAAUGGACGGCACUCACGGACAGGGGUGCAGGCUCUGGAUGGCCAUGACUGCCAGCCCGUUGGCCACCUUAUCAGAGAAGCUCAUGGAGCCAUACACGAACGCGCCGCUGUUCUGGGGGGGGACACGGGUGGUCAGCGUGUACCCCAAGUGCUACGCCCAGCCACCCCCACCCCGGCCACCAGCCUUACCGUGUGGGGACCGAUGAGGUCGGCCGUCAUGGCCAGUGAGGUGACAAGGAUGGUGGCACAGCCGGCGCCCAGCAGCACAGCCGCUGCAUACACAGCCACACCCAGCCCCUCCAUGAGCGCCACCCAGGCCGCAAAGGCCAGGGUCACCAGGAGGCCCAAGAAGUAGGUCAUCUGCAGGGGACAGCCCCGGGGUCAGGCCCACAACGCUGGGUGCCACCGAGCCUGGCGCUUGCCCUCUCUGGUCUUCAGUCCACCACCCCUUACCCUGCAAACGGGCUGUGAGCUGGACAGUCACAAAGGAGCGCCGGCUCUGGCCUCGAGAAAUCCCAGGCUCUGAGGCCCAGGAGAACUGCCACACAGAGCUGUGCUCUGUCCACGCAAUAGUAGCUGGAGACGCGUGCCUAUUCCGCCUAAAGGCAGGUCAGGUACACAAAAGCAAACGAGGGACUCGGCUCAGUCCCCCCAGCCACAUUUCAAGCGCUCAGUAGCCGUACAGGAGGACAGAAAGCCCCAGAGCUCUGCCGCCACGACAGUGUGAACGUGAGACACGCAGAGGCCAGGGCUCUAGACCUCCUGGUUCCCAGAUCCGGGGCUUCUAUAAGGUGGGAACUCGGGGGCCUGGGGGCGUCUGAGGCUGGAACCCAACCGCAGGGCACCCCGUCUACUCACGUUCCUCCCUACGCACUUGUUGAUGGGUUUCAUCAGGAAGGACGAGAAGAAGCCGCUGAGGUACAUCACCAGGGGGAUCGUCGCAAUGAACUUCUGCAGGGACAGAGCCAGGCGCAGCGUGUCUGUCACGGCUUGCCAGGCUGGGGCCGUCUCACCCCCGCGCCCCCGGCCCAACCCAUUUACCUUGGGCAGGUUGAGAGAGUAGGUGAGGUACAUGGCCAUAUAGGUCUGAGACAGGUUGACGACGAGCCUGGUGGUCAUGUACAGCAUGCCCACCUGUGGGCAGACCAACAGAGGGACCAGCUGGGGUCAGGAGGGCCCUUGUCCACUCCCACCAGCAGGGGGCACCGGGGCCUGGGUGGGCACCCUGGAGCUGGCAUUUGAUCCAUGGGUAGUGACUGCCCAGUGGGUUGGGGGAGCAGAGAGCAGUGCUUCAUGGGCUGCACCAGGGGCUGUGUGUGGAUGCAGCUGUCCCGCAGAGCCAAGGGCCUGGGGGGGGAGAAGGGGCCUGGGGUGGGAGAAUGGGUCUGAGCUGGCCCUGCCACCCCCAGCACGCACCUGGUAGAAAGCCGGCUCCCGGAGCCAGUGCUUCCAGAGCAGCAGGGGCUGGGCAACUGCAGGGGCCAACAGGGGGCUGUGCUCGCCCGGCUCCUCCACACGUGGCCGGCGCCUCUCCCGGGUGCCCAGGUGGAACAGCAGUGAGAACACAGCACCAACACCCACCACCAGCAGGGCCAGGUUCUAGGGACGCGGCAGAAGCAGUCAGCAGCUGGCCCAGCACCCGCCCCAGGCUCGAGGACUUCAGGCAACACACCCAGGCCCCAGCUCACCCGGAACACAGGCACGUCCUGGCCCCCCAGCUGGUCACUGAUGCUGACGUCCUGGGCAGGCCCCACCCUCGACGAGCCCUGCAGGUGCAGCAGGAGCCAGGCCGCCCCGUAGACAGUGAUGUUGGCCACCACGGUGAACGCAUACCUGGUGGGCAGGCGGGCAGGGACUCAACCAGACCCUGGGAACCUGGGCCCCUUCUUCCCCAAGUGGCUGCGCCGUCCCAGCGCCUUGCGGAACCCCGGCUGCUGGGAGAUUCCAGCAACUCCCACACUGGGUGGCCUCAGUUUCCCCAGCCCGCAAGUUGUCUGAGACGGGGCAGCUGUGACCCGCAGCUCCACCCUUCCCGCCUAGGACCAGCAUGCAGUUACUCAGCCAAGCAGAGUCCAGGCUGCAACCCAAAGAACCCAGAGACUCGAAGCCAGGAUUCGGGAAUAAUUCUUCCCCAGAUGCUGGGUGGCUGCAAGGCAAGGGCUCCCUGGUCUAGAAGCCUAGACAGGCAGGGAGCCGGAGCUGGGGGCCUGGGGAGUCCCACCAUGCCUCAGCUUCCCUUUCUGAAAGCAGGAACUAUGCCCCCGACCCCCGUCAAGGCCACGCACGUGUGCACGGCGGGAGGUCAGCUGACAAAGCGCAGCCGGCUGGCACAUAGGAAGUGGCUGGGGUCUGGCUCCCGUCAGCUGGGGCCCUGGGUAUUGGGAAACCCCUGUCGUUACUGCCUCUAUCUGCCUCACAGCCGUAAUGGGGAACUGAAAGCCAGGGGAGGAGGCCAGAGUGGGCGGGGCUGGUGACACAGGCGGGGGGGCAAACAGGGGGCUCCCCCCACACCCCCUUCCUGAUGAAGGCACUGUGGGGACCCUGGCUUUGGGCACCAUUUGGGGCCAUGUCCUCCUCUGGAAUACUCGGGAAGGAACAGUUCCCACCUCCCAGUUCACAGGGAGGGUUAAAGACGCUGAGAUUGAAGGGGCGGCCCAGUGGCUGACACCUGUAAUCCCAGCAGUUCAGGAGCCCGAGACAGGC
Messenger RNA from Saimiri boliviensis boliviensis (Bolivian squirrel monkey), 7666 nucleotides. RefSeq names its product tektin bundle interacting protein 1 (gene TEKTIP1). Lineage: Eukaryota; Metazoa; Chordata; Mammalia; Primates; Cebidae. The record is from RefSeq and is a predicted model, not a curated record.